AUGUUGGAGAUGGAGGGUGAUGGCAAUUGCCAGUUUCGCUCCAUGGCCUUUAAUUUGUUUGGAAGCCAGGACUACCACACCUCGCCACGGCAGGCUGCGGUGAAGCACAUGAAGAAGCACUCGGACUUCUUCGGCGUCUUUUUUGAGACUGAGGCCGAGUUCUCGCGCUACUUGCAGAACAUGGCCCGCAACGGGACCUGGGGCGACGAGCUCACGCUUCGAGCCGUUGUGGAAGCUUACGGCUGUGUAGCUCACGUCGUCACUUCUGAGCCGACAAACUGGCAUUUGGUCUACGAGCCCGAAGGUUUGGAUCCUCCAGAUCUAAACAUUGCCAUUUGCCCGAAGGGCGUGGGAAUGCCCAAAAGCAGGAAGCGAAUAUUCCUGUCAUAUAUCUCGCCCAUCCACUACAACGCCAUCAUCUCGCGUGCUGGGUCUUGA
This is a messenger RNA of Symbiodinium necroappetens, 438 nucleotides long. The record is from the annotation of a GenBank genome assembly. NCBI's taxonomy places the organism in Eukaryota, Dinophyceae, Suessiales, Symbiodiniaceae.